GGCAGUUGGCUUCCUGGUGGCCUGGGCGCCAUGGCGCUCCCCUGGUUGCAGCGAGUUGAGCUCGUGCUCUUCGGUGUCGCCUUCCUGUGUGGGGCUGUGGCCGCCGCGGCGCUGACCCGGACCCAGGGCUCCUUCGGUGGUAGCUGCCCCUUGUAUGGUGUGGCUGCCCUCAAUGGCUCCUCUCUGGCCUUGUCACGUCCCUCAGCCCCUUCCCUCUGCUACUUUGUGGCUGGGGCUUCAGGCCUGCUGGCGCUCUACUGUCUUCUGCUUCUCUUCUUCUGGGUCUACAGCAGCUGCAUCGAGGAUUCCCACAGAGGCUUUAUAGGGCUCCGAAUUGCUUUGGCCAUCUCAGCUAUAGCCAUCUUCCUGGUUUUAGUGUCUGCCUGUAUACUUCGAUUUGGCACCAAUUAUUUCUGCAAUUCCAUCAUCUCCUUGAACCGUACAAUUAGCUGCUCUGAAGCCCAGAAAUUCUCGUGGACACCUCCUGGAACUGCUGUGCAGUUUUAUACCAACUUACACAACGCUGAAACCUCCUCUUGGGUGAAUCUGAUACUGUGGGGUGUGGUCUUGAUGCUCCAGGUCAUUCAGUGCACGUUUCCAGCCACCCCAUACCAGUCGCAGAAGAGGGGUGACCCAGAGUGGAGCUCUGAGACGGAUGCCCUUGUUGCACACCGCCAGUGUCACUCCUAAAGGAUACUCAGAGUGCUUUCUACAUCCAGAAUCUCUAUA
Molecule: messenger RNA, 729 nt
Organism: Acomys russatus (golden spiny mouse)
Lineage: Eukaryota; Metazoa; Chordata; Mammalia; Rodentia; Muridae
Gene: Tmem179b
Product: transmembrane protein 179B
Exons: 5
Coding region: 31-690 (219 amino acids)
Source: RefSeq, a predicted model, not a curated record